GUUUUGCUGGUCAUCUUUCGUAGAAGAAGAAGAAGAAGAGGAAGCAGCCGAAGAAGAAGAUUGAUAACAUCGGCGUUUGAGUAACAGAGAGAUUGAGACAAGUAUAGAAAUGGCGAUGAAGGGUUAUUUGGAUGAAUAUGAAAAGCUUGUGAUUAGGAUGAACACUCCAAGGGUCGUUAUCGACAAUGGUGUUUGUUCUUCAGCGACAAUUGUCAAGGUUGACAGUCCAAGAGGACAUGGUAUACUGCUAGAAGCCGUUCAAAUCCUCACCGAUUUGAAUCUCUCAAUUAAAAAAGCUUACAUCUCAUCUGAUGGUAGAUGGAACAUGGAUGUUUUCCAUGUGACUGAUAUAAACGGAAACAAACUAAAUGAUCAGAGCGUCUUAAGUUACAUCGAACAGUCCAUUGAGACGGUUUACUACGGAGAAGACAUUGAAGUAAACGGUUUAACAGCCUUAGAGUUAACCGGAACAGACCGAAUCGGUUUACUAUCCGAGAUGUUUGCUGUUCUCUCCGACCUCAACUGCGAUGUGGUUGACGCUAAGCUAUGGACACACAACGGUAGAGUUGCCUCUAUCAUCUACCUCAAAGACUGCACCACAGGAUCUCCGAUUCUUGAUUCUCAUCGGUUAUCAAAGAUCGAAGGACGGCUAAAGAACGUUUUGAACGGCGAUAACGACGUUAACUCCGCUGCAAAGACUUGCGUUUCGAUGGAUGUGAUGACGCACGUUGAACGUAGGCUUCACCAGCUUAUGUUUGAAGACAGAGACUACGAGAAGAGGUCCAAGAGACAUGAGAGAGAUCCUAUGGUGGUUGUGACGGUUCAGAAUUGGGCUGAGAGGAGUUACUCUGUGGUUAAUGUUCAUUGUCGGGACAGGACUAAGCUUUUGUUUGACGUGGUUUGCACGUUAACGGACAUGGAGUAUGCUGUUUUCCAUGCUACUAUCAACACGUCUUCAGACCAAGCUCACUUGGAAUUCUAUAUCCGGCAUAAGGAUGGAUCACCGAUAAGUUCAGAAGCAGAGAGACAACGAGUGAUACAAUGCUUAGAAGCUGCAGUGGAAAGAAGAGCAUCUGAGGGUGUGAGAUUAGAGCUGAGACAUCCAGACAAACAAGGUUUACUAGCGGAAGUUACACGGACGUUUAGGGAGAACGGUCUGAAUGUUACGAGAACAGAGAUAUCAACGAGCUGCGGCAUGGCUACAAACAUAUUCUAUGUAACUGAUGGGAAUGGAGAUGGAGCUGACUCGAAACUGAUUGAAUCGGUUAGGGAGAAAAUCGGUUUAGAGUGUUUAAGAGUGAAGGAAAUGCCAUCUUUGAAUCAUAAAAAGGGAGAUGGAGAAGAAGAGCAACAGACUAAAGCAGUGUUGGUUUCACUUGGGAGUUUGGUUUGGAGAAAUCUAGUCAGCUUUGGUUUGAUCAAAUCAUGUUCUUAAAAUCUCUUUCAAAUUCUUGGGGUUAAAAGAACCAAACCGGUUUGAUAAAAUUCAUAGUUUGAGAGGCACGUAGACUUUUUAGCUUAAGAAGUCUACGUGCCUUAAAAAUGAAUGAUUUCUCUAUUGGUUUGGUUCUUUUGGUAAAUUUAAUUUUAAGUUAUGAGUGAUGUUUAGUUAUAUUCUUGUAAAUAGAGGAAAAGAGGAGAGUGACGAUUAGAAAUUCAGAAUUGAUUGCUUUCUUAUUGUGGGGUUUUAGCUGUUGGAGAAAGGUUUGUAUAAAGUUUCUAAAAUUAAUUUUGUUUGUGUGUGUUGUUUGUUAAGUUAUUAGUGGCUGACUUGAAUUUUC
This is a messenger RNA of Eruca vesicaria subsp. sativa (arugula), 1781 nucleotides long. NCBI's taxonomy places the organism in Eukaryota, Viridiplantae, Streptophyta, Magnoliopsida, Brassicales, Brassicaceae. The record is from the annotation of a GenBank genome assembly.